Messenger RNA from Anopheles stephensi (Asian malaria mosquito), 10103 nucleotides. It is a transcript of the gene tefu, whose product is annotated as serine/threonine-protein kinase ATM. NCBI's taxonomy places the organism in Eukaryota, Metazoa, Arthropoda, Insecta, Diptera, Culicidae. The coding region runs from base 350 to 9004 and encodes 2884 amino acids. Gene Ontology annotation, biological process: DNA repair. The transcript has 19 exons. The record is from RefSeq and is a predicted model, not a curated record. Gene Ontology annotation, molecular function: protein binding; protein serine/threonine kinase activity.
CAUUAGAUACGUUUCGGAAGAUGACAGCUGAUUCCGGGCCAACUGUCAUCAGUUCACGGACGCUCGGCGCAUAUUUUUGUUUGGUGCCGUGAACGACGAAGAGAGAGCAAUUUUGGUUUGUUUUAAAAAACUAUUUACGAGAAAGAAAGAAAGCACAUGGAUCAGUGUUUCAUUUGCAGUGUAUAGUUUUGCCUGUUGUUCCAGUAUAUAUCGAAGCAGCGUGAACGCAGCGUGCUGCAGCCUGUUGUGUCUUGUUUGCGUUGUGGAAUCGUCAGUGGAUUUUGUGUGUGUGUGUGACUUGUUUUGUGAACAGAUUGAUCCAGCGUUGAUACAGCUCCCCAGGUGCAUAAUGUCUACCUCCACGUCGAGCGGAAGCAGAAUGGCUGUGAUGGAUCGCGAUCUGUGCAGCCUGAUGGUGGAGAUGCCCUCGGAGAAGGUGACCGUGCGGCAGAAAGCUUUCAACAAAAUGAACACCAUCCUGAACAACCGUGAGGAAGACUUUCUGGCGUGCAUGCAAUCCGACUCGUUCGAAACGGCCUGGAGUGCCCUUUUUGAUGCUGCCUAUCACGGCAUCCAGAGGCAGAGCUAUGGUAGCGCGAGCAAGGGACAGGCGCAAAGUAAAAAUUACGACUACGUCGUGGUGCUGCACAAACUGAUUGAACUGGCGAUGGAUCGCGAGGAGGGUCCGCAGCUUUCGUACGGACAGUUGAUUGGUGCGUUCGUGCGGGCGAUGUCGGAUCAAGCGCUGCGAGAAGGAUUCGGACUGUGCUUUCUGCAAGUGUUGCAAAAGUUUGUGCUGUCCACCAAGUGGUCCCUUACGACGGUGAGCUGCGAGCAGUGGAACGACCUUCUCGACGGUUGUUUCGUGAUGAUGGACACAUCGCAAGCGGCUAAAUAUACGGCUUCCAGUUGCCUUUCGCUGGCUGUGGUAAAAUUUCUCAACAACUGCUCGAUGCCAACCUUACUGGCCGCCUAUCUGACCCGUCUGAUGGACCACAUACGGCAGACGGCGAACGAGAAGAAGAGCAACGUGCUUUACGAGCUCAUCAAUACGGCUUUCAAUGUUAUCCAGGCGCUUGCAGUGGAUUGUAGGAGCAAAAUAAUCCACUUCCUGGAGUCGCUCGUCCCGUACGCGGUGAAGAUUUACAAGGAGGGCAAUCUGCGCAACGAACAGAAAAGUGUACUGUUCCGUCUGAUGCACCUGUCGCUGAUCAUUCUGUAUCCGGAGGGAAAGUCUCACGUUAAUGCGAAAAGACUUACCAAAGACUGUGCACGACCUUCCGAGGACGGAGAAGUUUGUAAGAAAACGUUGCGUGAGUAUCACUACAUCGUGACGAGCGAGAUGAAGGCACGGGAACAGUCCUCGUCGUCGCAAGGCGCUAAGGACAGCGCACUGUUUUGUGAUGGUUUUAUCGAUUUUGCUGCCCGACUGUGCUACACGGUUUAUUGGAAUGAAGAUAAUUGGAAGGAAAGCAACAGUGAUGAAUCGGCCGUCAAGAGAAACAAGCAGUUCAACAAACUGCAAAGCAUAAUGGAUAUGGUCGGAACAGCUCCGAAUCAGUUCAAUACCCGUUGGUUGUUCGUAUUGUCGGCAGUGCUCGACAGAUACGAGGCGGCUAUCGGCGCCGAAGACUACAUGCGUUUGCUGCAGCUUUUGUGCAACAUCCAACCGUCGUUACAGUCACCGCACGAGCAUAAUGCAUUUUACCGGUGUUGUGCCGAGCUGCUUGCCUUCGAGCAAAAGCCAACGUACAAACCGUUGGCCACUGUCUUGCAGGAGGAGCAAACUGAGCUGUGGAACAAGAUCGUAGCGGCCACCUUCCGUGGGUGCACCAACACCGCUGCCCGAACGUGCAGUGAAUCGAACCUGUUGCUGCAGCUGCUCAUACGCCACCGGAAGUAUCCCAACAUCGGCUUCCUGCAUGGUACGGUUCUGGAAGCCUUCUACACCUAUGCCGUGGAGAAAACGAACACUAACGUCGGUACGGUGCUGAGCGUGCUGGACACGGUGGGCAAUGUGGAGCGUUUGGGCAGUGUGGACGCUGUGCUGACGAAACUGUUCAACUAUCUGUACCCCCAAACGAGGGAAACCAAAUCCAAAGCAAUACUGCACGCCAAGGAACGAUUAAGCGCCAAGCUGCUGGCACAAAUUUCGAUUCUCGCCGUAGUAACGAAGCGUUCCGCACCGGAACAACGGGAUCACCAGGUACCACGCAAACCAGACAGGGCGCAACGGACGGUUUUGCGUGAGUGUUUGUAUUACGAGCAGGAUGAACGGCUGCAAGCGUUAGAGCAUCGGCUUCGCCUGCACAGCCUGGAGGAGCUGUUGGAACUGGCGGAAGACAGUCCGAAGCGGAAGCAUGGUCUGCCAACUACCGAGCCCGUGUACCGCUACAACAUUAACGACCCACUGUUCGCGCGUCUGUGCGAGCUGGUAAAGUUCGACACACACAUCCUGCCCGAUGAGAAUGAUUUUCUCGUCGAUGGGCUGAUCUGCAUUUGCUACGAUCUGGAGCUGUAUCUGCAGAUGCUGAACGUGCUGCUGCUCCACGAAGCGUACAACGAGCAGCAGUGCAGCAAGAGCACACUCUACAAAAAGGUUCUGCUCAAGUUCGAUCAGCUAAAUGCGGGGUUCAAUCGACUGCUGAACGAUGCGACGUUGAGCGAAACCAAGACGAACAGUAUCGCCGAUCGGUUGCUGGCCCUUGUGCGUGGUCCUUACCAUCCGACGGUCCAAAAGCUGCUACAGAAAACGGAACAUACGAUGAUUGUGCGAUGGGUAAUCGGUCAGAUUGACCUGGUAGAGGGUGAAGAUUCUCAGUGCGUGGCGAUCGUGCCGGAAGGUGCGCUUUCUUCCGAGCAGCAAUGUCGGCGCUGUUUGCACCACAUUCUAGCGGAAUAUCUACAGUACGAUGGACCAAGUGCGGGCGAAGUGCACGACCUGUUGGACAAGCUGGGGCUGAACGUGUACAACAGUUUGGAUUUGUUCUACAUGUUCGAUCUGUGCCGUAUCCUACUGAAGCAAAAUUCGCACGAGCUGGUGGCGGUUUGGGUGCUUCGGAACAUUGUGCAGGUUUGCAAAAUCCACUACACCAACCCUAGCAUUACGGAGCAGAUUAUUGAUUUAUACGCUGAUUUAACCGCCUUUGUGAGCCCCUAUGAAGACAUGGCCCGCAACGUUACGAUCGUGCUGUACUCGUUUGUAAAGCAGUGCGCGAAGCAUACGUACUCCACCGCGCUGCAGGUGAAGAUAUUCGCCCAGGUCAAGUAUCUGCUCCGAGCCUAUCCGCAGCACAUCCGCACGCAGACGCAUGAAAGCAUUUACGCCGGGUUGGUCCCGCUUUUGAGCAGUGCCAGCUACCGCGUCAAGCUGGAAGCAGUCCGGAACAUUUUGCACUUUAUGAAGCACGACUGGGCGCAUACCGAUGUGGCGGACAUUCCGUGCAGUUUUUACGAAUUUCAAACCGAGUUGUACGAUCAGAUUAACUUCGACGAGCUGAUACGUGGCGCGGAUGAGGACGAGCGGGUCAACGUGAUUAGUUGCUGCCUUCAGCUGCUGCUUGGAAUAUUCCACACGAGCUUCAUGCUGCGCAGACGGGCUUUGGGCGAUUUUGUGCUGGUCAUCCAAGCGGGAAAUGUUAACGAUGACAAAAUUGCACACACCAUUCGAAUAGCGUCGGGAGCGAGCGAUAUAGACUUCCGCAAGCUACUUCAAACGAAUCUCGACUCCGUGCUGGAACUGUGGCUUACCAAAGGGCAUAGGUUGCUCGAUUUUCCGUACCGCAUCGCCGGUAAAAUCACCUCCAUCGAAGAGUUUGUGCAGCAGUUUAGGAAAACGGUCGCUUUCGUCAUCCUGUGCAUGCAGCCGGACCGGUUCGAACAGUUUUGCCAUUCGGUCGGCAUACAGCAAACGGAAAUGGUGAAGAGUAUACUGCCGAAAUGUGUGUCUUUUCUGCUGCCAAAGUACGCCAAGUGCGCUGAAAUGACUGCCAGGUAUAAUGUGAUGGCCGCCCGAAUGCACAAAGCUCUUGCUCCCUUCCUCAGUGCGGUAGAUUUGAAGGAACACGUGUCGGAAAUCAUCAAGCAUCUCACACAGCGAUUGAACGAAAGCGAAGCAGUGAGCAAACUUGCCGAGCUCCACCUGCCCAGCUGCACGAUCGGCAGCGAUCUGUUCAUCAGCAAAGCCACAUACGCAACAGCGCUGGAGCAUUUGAAGCAAUCCGUGUGGGGCUCAGCGUCCAUCAAGUUUAGCUUGCUGAGCAACCUAUGCCUCAAGAACAGUUCGGCCAUCGAGCGGACGCUAGCGGAGGUGAAACGAUGGCUGUGGGCUGCCGAAGAACCGGAGCAAAAAAUGGUUCACCUGCUGCAGUACAGCGUCCUGUUGGAACACCUGCAAGAGUACAUUGGGCAGCAGAAGGAACGAUCCUUUAAACCGUACCUUGUGCGUGAUGUGGUUUGCUUUCUGUGCAACACUCUGUCAGCGUUUCCGGCGUUACGCACAGCCACACUGAACAGCUUCGAACGGUUUCUUGCCAAUGUGGUAACGGCGGCCGAUGGUGCCGAACUGCUGGCCGAACAGCUGCACACGAUCGUAUCAUCCUUGCUGGAGGUCGAAUGUGCCGAACCGUCGUCGAGCGUUUCGCACAAAUCGCUCUCGCUGUUACGGUUCCUAAUCUUACAACACACCACCCUGUUCGGAAGUGCGAUCGGUAAGCUUAACUACCUGCCCUGUGACAAGCGCUUCGAUGAGUUGCGUUUGAUGAUUGCGCGCCAAAAAUCGGCUGGCGGUGAAAGUUUGCUACCGGGCGAGGAAAUUGCUGCCCUGAUCGAGUUGCCCAAUCUGAGGUACGAAGAUUUAGCCGCUUUAAAAAUUACGUUAACUACGAAAAAAGAUGAUCUGAAGCGACUGUGCGACGAAUUGUCUGACCAGCGUGCGUCCGACUCGGGUGCUAGCGGCGAAAGCGUUCUGCACCGGUUGGUGUACAUUUUGCUGGAAGUUGUGCGAAAUUCUCCAUUCGAUAAGCGUUCGAUAGAAGCGCUGAGGUGUUUGGGCGAAAUAGGACCGAUCGAUUUGGGCACAAUGUUGCUCAAGUCGGAUGCCGAAUUGAUUGCGUACGAUACGAUCAGCAACUCAAAGGAAGCAAUCGAACGGUGCGUUGAUGUUUUGUUGCGCGAGCUGGACGUAUUGCUGACGAGCAAAAACGUGUCCGUGGCAAACGUGGCCUCGCUAGUUUGCUACAAAUUGCUGUACGGCAAAACAUUCCACGCUUUGGCGGCAAAGCUUCCAACGCUUCAUCCCUUUUUGGGCACCGCGCCGGAAGAGGUGAAACUGUUCUCGUACACUGCGGGCCGGGAGUUGACGUUGCAGACGAUCCUUGCCCACGAACGACUUAUCUACCCGGCGUUUGUGCAACAACUGUCUGGCGCAUUGUUGGCUUUUUUGGGUAACACGACGCUCAAAAAGCUGGCCGAACAGGAAACUACGUUUGCCGAAAAGCUCGUCCCUUUGCUGGUGCAGAUAGCGAUCAAGCAAUUCGAAGAAUCGAUCAUCGAUAAAGUGGGGCAUUUUAUAAAUGAUUUUUUCUCUAAAUUUGGCCUUGUGCGAACCGACCCAAGCCAGCACACCAUCUUCAACGAUCCCAAAGCCAUACAGCUGAUGCUUACGGUAGUGGAGUGCACCAGGAUACAUAAUCAGUUGUUUCCUCAGUAUAAAAUCUCCAUCAACUAUCUACCGGUAGCACAAGCUUCGCACUUCUGUCAGGCACACUUCAAGGCGAUCCUGUACGGUGAGCUGUGGUACCGCGAGGAGGUGGACACGGGCAAUGGGGAUGCGAAAAAGAAUCCCAAACUUCUGGACCUAAUGAAAAUGUGCCAUCUGGCAAUCGGGGUGAACGAUGCGGUUCAAUCGUUCCUAAACCCAAUCCAGGAACGGUUGGAAUACCAUCGGUUGGAGCAAAGUUACGCCAAAUGUUUGGUGAUGCAGGAUGCUAGCGUGGUUUGGGGAGAAAACGCCCGCGAGGGUACGGCCCACACCAGUGCCCAGGAAGGCUUCCUACAAACGUUGAAAGAUGCGUGUCUGUAUGGGUUGGCAAGAUCGCUCCCGGUAGCACCGCAGCAGGUCGACUACGAAUGUGCCUGGCGUCUGUCGGACUGGAACGUUCUAAUCGGCACCGACGGUACCGAUGCAACGGGGGGAACCGUGGCUGGGACGAAUGGGUUGCACGUGCAGUCCCGUGCCUUCGAACGCGCCCACUACACAGCGCUCAAAUGUUUGCAGCUAAGGGAUGAGCUGGCGGUAGACAGUGCGAUCGUUGAGGCGCGCCGAGCCGUCAGUGAAAUUUUCAAACUUACCAGCAUCGAAUCGACCAAACACAUUUACCACGGUUUGUGCCGGCUGCGCAUGUUACAGCAGGUGGAGGACUUUGGAGACAUUCAUUUCGCCAAGCAGAUCGACUGCGAGCAGGACAUGCUGCACCGGUGGAAGCAACAGGACGAGCUGCCGCACAGUGAAUUCACGCUGCUGGAAUGCAUCCUAUCGCAGAGGCUGUCCAUCUUCAGCACCGGUGGGAUCCGUGCGAAGCGGAGCUGGAUUCCGCCGGCGGUUUACAGCACACUGCUGCUGCUGAUCCACGAAUCGCGCCUCCGAGGUUACGUCAAUUGUGCGAUACGAAAUGUGGCGCUGAUCGGCAAGGAAGAGCAGCUGCCCGCCAACAUCCAGUCGGUCGUAAUGCUGGAAAAUGCUCAGCUCAACUGGACGUCCGGUCAUCGGCUGGUGGCGCGCGAGCUUGCCUGGGAAGUGAUGACCAGCAGCAAGUACAACGAUCCGAUGGUAAAGGCGGUCGCGUUCCGAUUGUACGGCGAGUUUCAGGCCGAAGGCCACCUGCAGGAGAUCAAGUCGCUGUGCUCCGAUUACUUCCAGCAGGCGGAAAAGUGCGUUAACUAUGUGGUGUCCAAGCAGCAGGGUACGGGUGGGGAGCAGAAAACACCCGCCGGCACGAUACCGUCCAGCCAUCGCUGUUUCGAGGUGGAUCGUAACUACACCGUUCAGCACACGGUCGCCAAAUAUGCGGAUCGUGAAUUUGUGCGGCUCAGCAAUUUUUUCCGCUCGCAGGAGUGGGAAGCGCGCAAAGCCAACCUGGCCCGCAUGGAGGAGGAAGCGACACGUCUGAAGGCGGAAGCGGCACACGCAACCGAUCAGCGCCGUAAAGAUGUCGGACGUUCGCUUCACUUCAUGCACAAAAAUUUGCAGCGUGAUAGAAAAGCCGCCGAAGAGGUGGAACAAAGCCGGGGAGAUUAUUUGAAUCUGGCACUGUGCUAUUACUUGAUGUACGCCAAACAGACGACGAUCGUGAGCGACAUGGUGAUCUUUAGGAUCAUUUCGCUCUGGCUGAACAAUCAGCAGAACAAGAGUGCGAAGGAGUUAAUCGAAGAGUCGCUGCUCAGCAUUCCGUCGUAUAAAUUUAUCGCCGUACUGCCGCAGCUCACGCCGAGGGUAGGGGUGCACGGUGAUGUUGGUGCGUUGGUGCAGCGAGCGCUGGUACGGUGUGCGCUCGAUCAUCCGCAUCACACGCUGCCGUUUGUGUUUGCUCAGCUGCAUGCCUUCAAGGAUCAGCCGGACCACGAAACUCCAGCCAACGACAACCGUUUGCUAGGCGUACGAGAGGUGUACAACAAGCUGAGGCAGGAACCGUCACUAGAGCAAAUGUUGCAACAGUCCGAACGGAUGAAUCUCGCCCUCAUCGAGCUGGCCAACAAAACGCUCUCCAGUAGCCCCUCGUUCCGCGAGUACACCAUGACCAAGCGCGAUCCGCUGGGACUGUUGGCCAAUCUGGAUCUCGUGCACUGUCCCACGGUAGAGCUGCCGGUCGUGAGGGACGGCAACUAUCGUGCACGGAUCGUAGGCAUCCGGCGCUGGGAUCCAAAAGUCAUCGGUGUAGGUGGAAUCAAUGCACCGAAGAAACUAACCUGCCUGUGUCUGGACGGAUCGAAGCGGACGCAGCUGCUGAAGGGCAAGGACGAUAUGCGGCAGGAUGCGGUAAUGCAGCAGGUAUUCGGCAUACUGAACAUUUUGCUCCGCCACGACAAGGAAACGGCCCACCGGAAGCUGUCCGUGCGCACGUACAAGGUGGUGCCGCUGUCGCGCCAGAGCGGUGUACUGGAAUGGUGCAACAAUACGAUGCCGAUCGGGGCUUGGUUGCUGACCGGGCAUGUGAAGUACCGGCCGCAGGACAUCGAACCGACUGCAGCGCGGAAAAAGUUUACCAACAACGCGCAAGCGGGCAUGACGGUGGAGAAAAAGCUGCAAAACUAUUUGGACAUUUGCGGCAAAAUUCGGCCCGUCUUUCGGCACUACUUUCUCGAACAAUACCACAAACCGGGCGUAUGGUUCGAACGGCAGCAAAACUACAUCAAAAGUGUGGCCGCCAGCUCGAUGAUCGGCUACGUGCUCGGCAUCGGCGACCGACACGUGCAGAACAUCCUGAUCGACAAGCGCACCGGGGAGGUGAUACACAUCGACUUCGGUAUCGCGUUCGAGAUGGGGAAAAACUUGCCCACCCCGGAAACCGUACCGUUCCGGCUGACGCGCGACAUCGUGGACGGCAUGGGGAUCAGCGGUGUGGAGGGUGUGUUCAGGAGAUCGUGUGAAAAAACGCUAGAAGUGCUGCGAAACAAUCAGACGGUGAUUCUCGCCAUCCUGGAGGUACUGCUGUACGAUCCGCUCUACUCGUGGAACGUGCUGUCGAACAAGAAGGCGAACCGCCGGCAACAGCAAGCCUACCUGUCCGGCGAUGAGUCGGAUGCGGACGAAGCGAUCGGGCUGCCGAUACGGCGCGACAUCAACGUGACGGCCGAGCGGACGCUGAUGCAGGUGGAGGAAAAGCUGCUCGGGCAGGAAGAUAGCAAGUACAUCUCGGUCGAAGGUCAGGUGCAGAUGCUGAUCUUCAACGCGACCAACAAGCGCAAUCUCUGCCAGGUGUUUGCCGGCUGGCAGCCUUAUCUCUAACUUAUGGUGUCUGGAUGGAUCCACCCCCCCGCUCGCAUCUCAUCAGCUAUUCGCAUCAGGUGUCAUCUGGUGCCCGAUUUCUUCGCAUAAAAACCAUUCGUCACGCGUCGGGCAAUCUUUCGGCAAACAGUGUGUCCAUUUCAAGUUCAUCCCCACCGUUUCCCCACCAGACGCAUCACUUUCCCCACCGACGACGAUGACGACGACCAGGCAGACCAGUUAUGUAAAUUGAUUUUGAAAGAAAACCAACAAAAAAACCACCCAACCACAAACCAAGCCCAAAAGCCGGGUGAGAGCGCCGCGAUUUUGAGCCACCGAAAACAAAAAAAAACCCGGCCCGUUAUUAACAGUCAUUUCCAGACAGUGCACCCGGACAGGUCAAGCCUUCGUAGGUGGUUCGAGAAAAGCGCACAAACCUUCCUCAAAACUGCAGCAUCGUGUGAACCUUAAGAAUACGGGAAAAAACCAUGAAGCUCCUCCUCUGUGCAGUGUUAGUGUUGCUGGCGGUUCUUCUGCACUUUGGCCACUCGCUUACACCGAUCGAUUCGCCGGACGAUAUGCUGGCGGAAGAGAGCCGACUCCAAGGUGCGCAAACUUUGGCGGACGUGACCACCGAUGAUGAUGAUGGCGCCGUGCUGCGGGAAAAGCGAGGACUCAAGUAUCAGUAUCACUACAAGGAAAAGAGUGUCGGAGGUGGGCUGUUCCCGUACAAGCACACGGUCGAACGGAAGGUACACAUCAAGCAUGGACAUCAUCAUGGGCUGCUCGGGGGACAUCACUACCGCGAGGUGACCAAGGUCAAGCAGUUCGGAUUCGGACGCUAAUUAACGGAAUGAGUGCAAGUGUUCGAGACCCGUUAGGAGGUUGGUCAACGGUUGAAUGAAGCAACAGCUGAGCUGUUGUUGUUUGUUUUUCGUGGCAAGGUCACCAUGAUAAUAGUGGUGAGAGAGAGUGAGAGAGGGGCGUGAAAAAUUAUGAUGAAUGAACUGCGAAAUGUGGAAAUCGGUGGAAAAUUGACCUGAAACCGUUACACCGUAAACUCCCGUGACGUGAACACACGGUAUUGAUAUUUUACAAUAAAACUGAUUUUUAGUACAAA